This is a messenger RNA of Thalassophryne amazonica, 3931 nucleotides long. RefSeq names its product mitogen-activated protein kinase kinase kinase 9 (gene map3k9). NCBI's taxonomy places the organism in Eukaryota, Metazoa, Chordata, Actinopteri, Batrachoidiformes, Batrachoididae. The transcript has 11 exons. Gene Ontology annotation, biological process: protein phosphorylation. The coding region runs from base 220 to 3354 and encodes 1044 amino acids. The record is from RefSeq and is a predicted model, not a curated record. Gene Ontology annotation, molecular function: JUN kinase kinase kinase activity; protein binding; ATP binding.
AAAGACUGCUGGGUUUCUGUGCGGACGCGGUGACGAUUGCGUGUAGGUUUUUGUGCAAUGAAAACUCACCAUGCCGGUGAGGCCGUGGACGCGGAUAGAAUGCUGCGUGCACAUGCGGAUGUUUGUGAGUGGAAUUUAGCCGCUAGUUAGCGCAGCGCGCCGUGCCGCGUCAGGUGGGUGCGCCUGCAGUCAUCCACGUUUUCCCUAUGGAUCGCGUCCAUGGAUGUCUCCAAACCCGCUUUGGACAGUAGUUUGAGUCCCAAGGCGUGCGUGUCCGCAGAAGAAGCAGAUGUUUUCCGCUGGCCGGAGGAUGGCGUCAGCGCCGCGCCGGCCGCGCGCUCCGCCGCGCCGGGAUACUGGACGGCCGUGUUCGACUACGAGGCGACUGCGGAGGACGAGCUCAGCCUGCGCAGAGGGGACCUGGUGGAGGUCCUGUCCAAGGACUCCCUGGUGUCGGGAGAUGAGGGCUGGUGGACCGGCAUGAUAGCGGACCGGGUCGGUAUUUUCCCGUCUAACUAUGUCAGCAAAGGGAACGGCAUCGCUGGAGAAAUACGGGACACCUCGGAGCAGCAGUUCUCAGUGCCUCCUCUGCACCUCCUUGAGAUUGAGUUCUCUGAGCUUACCCUGGAGGAAAUCAUCGGGGUAGGUGGCUUUGGGAAAGUGUACCGUGCAUUUUGGCGAGGCACGGAGGUGGCGGUGAAGGCAGCCCGACGAGAUCCCGACGAGGAUCCGGAACAGACUCUAGAGAGUGUACGCCAGGAGGCCAAACUGUUCGCUAUGCUGCAUCACCCCAACAUCAUGGCCCUGCUGGGAGUGUGCCUGCAGGAGCCCAACCUGUGCCUGAUCAUGGAAUUUGCUCGUGGAGGCCCGCUCAACCGCAUCCUCGCCGGGAAACGCAUCCCUCCGUGCAUGCUGGUGGAUUGGGCUGUGCAGGUCGCUCACGGCAUGCACUACCUCCACAGCAAAGCCAUCGUCCCCAUCAUUCACCGAGACCUAAAGUCCAGCAACAUCCUGAUCCUUGAGAGGGUUGAGAUGGAAGACCUUAGCAACAAGACUCUGAAGAUCACAGACUUUGGUUUGGCAAGAGAGUGGCACCGCACGACGAAGAUGAGUGCCGCCGGAACCUAUGCCUGGAUGGCUCCUGAAGUCAUCCGUUCAUCCACUUUCUCCAAGGGUAGCGAUGUUUGGAGUUAUGGUGUGCUGCUCUGGGAGCUGCUGACAGGAGAGGUUCCUUUUCGGGGCAUUGACGGUCUGGCAGUGGCAUAUGGGGUGGCAAUGAACAAACUGGCAUUGCCCAUUCCCUCAACCUGUCCUGAGCCUUUUGCACGUCUUAUGGAGGACUGUUGGAGUUCAGACCCUCAUUCCCGCCCACAGUUCAUAACUGUUCUGGACCAGCUGACGGCCAUCGAGGAGUCUGGCUUUUUUGACAUGCCGGAAAAGUCCUUCCACUCGCUGCAGGAUGAUUGGAAACUGGAGAUACAGGAAAUGUUUGAUCAGCUGAGGACCAAAGAGAAGGAGCUGCGAUCAUGGGAGGAAGAGCUGAACCGAGCAGCACUGCAGCAGAAGUGCCAGGAGGAGGCGCUGAGGAGACGCGAGCAGGAGUUAGCCGAACGGGAGAUCCAUAUAUUGGAGAGGGAGCUCAACAUCAUCAUACACCAGCUCUACCAAGAGAAACCUCACGUAGAGAGCAGGCAGGGCAAGUUCCGCCGCAGUCGCCUUAAACUCAAGGACGGGAACAGAAUCAGUCUUCCUUCAGAUUUUCAGCACAAAAUCACAGUUCAGGCAUCACCCUCACAUGAUCGGCGCAGGAGUUUGCUCAGCAGCGGUUCCAGCCCUCCGACCAGUCCACCAAUGUUGCCACGUCUGAGAGCAAUUCAGCUCACUCCAGGGGAGGGGUGUACAGCCUGGGGUCGCAACACUGCUUUGCAACAGAGUGAGGAGGACUGCGAGAGGAAGGGCUCCAGGAAAAAAGGCAGAUCCCACGGGUGUGGACCGCACAGGGAGCACAGCGCUGAUGCCAAUGUGAAGCCUGCACACGAGGCGAGCAGACAGCGGUCCUGCAGUGCCCCAAACCUGCGCAGGUCACCGAGGCACAGUCCAGCAGUGCCUGGAGUCCCAAGCCUGGUUGAAAUGGAAAAUGAAGAUUGCUGCUUUACCACCGAGCGCGGUAAUUCUCCUGGUCAAUCCUACCUCUGCAUCCCUUUCCACAAAGAAGGACAAACAGCUACCACCUCCGCUGAUGGUGAUGGAGAGGAGUACUGCCCCAGCAACAAGGUUCCAGCAACACCCCCAAGCAGGAAGAACCCCGGAGCGGUGCGGCGCUCUGAGCUUGUCCUGUUGGGCUGUGGAGCUCUGCUAGCGGCCGUCGGACUGGGCUGCGACCUGCUGACUUUGGUUCAGUCAGAGGAAAGCUUCAAACCACGAUGGGAGAGCUUCUUUCACAGGACAGGGGGUCAAAAGAGGAACACUAGCCCCUCGAAUCGUAGACUGUUCCGAAGGGAAAGCCCGCUUAAACCCUCAGCGCCCUCGUUGCCGGAACGAGCUCUGCCCAUCUCUUACACGUUGUUGUCUUUGUCAUCAGUGUCGGACUGCACCUCCACUCGCUCUUUGCUGCAUUCCGACAGUGAAGACUUGUUGGUCUUACAUCCCGCUACCCCGCCUCGCCACCCUUACAUCACACAGCAUCAGUCGCUCCAAACUCCUGUCAAUCCACUGGUCAACACCCAUCUGGAGAGCUUCAAGCGUAACCCUCGCCAGUCUCUUACGCCCACUCAUGUACCCUGUGCCCCAAGUUCAUCACGUAGCUUGCGUCGAACACCAUCAGACGGCGCCAUCAAGAAGAGCAGUCUUCCUAAUAAUCUCGAACCAUUGAUAGAGAAAACAACAUUAGAAAGCACAGACAGUUUGAGGGGAUUAACAGAAGAUUGCUCUGAAGUACCCCGGCUCCCUGAUCCAAAUGUGGUGUUUCCUCCAACACCUCGUCAUCGUUGCGCUCUCGAGCGACCCAAAACUUUGGACUUUGUGGCUCGCCCACGACCUUCUCCACGGGCACGUUGUGAUGUGUUUUGGCCAGAAAUGAGGGCCAGAGGCUGUGGAAUCAGCCUUGGUAACAACAAGUCUUCUGCCAACACCUCCAGCACAGAGACUCCGCCCACUGUAGAGUUUGAGAGAAAUCCAGCAGUCCCGCCAUCCCCAGCGGAAGCUCCAACUCCCUACUCCCCACGCAGAAACGAAAACCUGCUGGAUCAGCUGGAUGAGGAGCAGUGCCGGGACGGAACCAUCCCACUCUGCAAAGUGAAACUCUGCUUUCCCAAACACUCACCUCAUCACUACAGGCCUGGGUUUUGGUCUUAACACGGCACCAUGGGGGCGACCACCCCUUGUGACAGUUUUCACUAAUCUAGUACUCGCCUUUGCAUUGUCAUGGCUCUGGGAUGGUUACAUGCAAACAUUCUCAGAAUCAUUUUUUAGCUUUAAUUCACUCCACCCUUCCAUGUUGUCCUCUAAAUCUAGGAGGUCAAAAACGGUAACAUUUACGUUCAUUUUCCCACUGUGAAUAUUCUACGUCUGACAUAUACUGUAAUAUCCGAUCUGGUCAAAUCCCCAAUUUGGCCUUAACACAUAUUUUGCUACAUGACUUGGUGCAGAUGUGUUGUCACUAUAUUAUACAGGCACAUGAUUCUUUUUGUCUUUCUUCCUCUUGUUACUGCAACACGACAUCGAUACAUAAAGGUUUUCAUCACAGGAAAUCAAUUUACUUUCUUGUGCUUUGUUCAUUUUCCGUCUUGAGUUGAAGAUUGUGCACUUUUUGAAAGCGUUACGAAUGUAUAGAUUCAGUUUGUCUUCUGUUGUCAAAAAAUAUGACUCACUUUGUGAAUACUUGUAAUUUGCCUGUAAAAGCAGUGUUAAUUAAAUUAAUUUGUAUAAUUGA